Heteronotia binoei (common prickly gecko) is the source of this 1605-nucleotide messenger RNA. It is a transcript of the gene DECR2, whose product is annotated as 2,4-dienoyl-CoA reductase 2. Gene Ontology annotation, biological process: fatty acid catabolic process. The coding region runs from base 16 to 924 and encodes 302 amino acids. The transcript has 9 exons. Lineage: Eukaryota; Metazoa; Chordata; Lepidosauria; Squamata; Gekkonidae. Gene Ontology annotation, molecular function: 2,4-dienoyl-CoA reductase (NADPH) activity. The record is from RefSeq and is a predicted model, not a curated record.
UCUGCAGACCCCUCCAUGGAGCCCGCCAUGCCCCAGCAAGGCUCUGCGUGCGAGCCACCUCCCGAUGUGGACACGGACGACUGUCUCCAGGAGUAUUGCUACCUCUUCAGCCCGGACAUCCUUAAGGGCAAGGUCGCAUUCAUCACUGGAGGGGGCUCUGGGAUUGGAUUCCGCAUUGCAGAGGUCCUGAUGAGACACGGCUGCCAAACCAUCAUUGCAAGCAGGAACCUGCAGAAACUGACGGAAGCUUCCCAAAAACUGUCAGCAGCCACCGGCCAGCGAUGCUUACCCCUCUCCCUCGACGUCAGGCAACCCCAGGCAAUCGUGUCGGCUGUGGAUGAGGCCCUGAAAGAGUUUUCGAGGAUUGAUAUCCUUGUUAACAAUGCUGCAGGUAACUUCCUCUGUCCAGCUAGCUCACUGUCCUUCAACGCCUACAAAACAGUGAUUGAUAUAGACACUUUGGGCACGUUCAACGUCUCUAAAGUCUUGUAUGAUAAGUGGCUCCGGGACCAUGGUGGAGUCAUUGUGAAUAUCACAGCAACACUCAGCUACAGAGGCCAGGCUCUCCAGGUGCAUGCUGGGACGGCUAAGGCCGCUGUAGAUGCAAUGACCAAACAUCUGGCUGUCGAAUGGGGACCCAACAGAAUCCGAGUGAACAGCCUGGCCCCGGGCCCCAUUACAGGCACAGAGGGCUUCCGGCGUUUGGGCGGGCGUCACGCCGAGUCGAGCGGCCUCUACCAAACCAUCCCUCUCCUGCGCAUGGGCAACAAGACGGAGAUCGCCCACAGCGUGCUGUACUUGGCAAGCCCUUUGGCCUCUUAUGUGACCGGCACGACCCUGGUGGUGGACGGGGGCAGCUGGCUGACCACCCCGAACGACUUCCCCUCUCUGUUGGGUAUUGCCUCACACUCUUCUAAGCUCUAGCUGUCUGGGCCACGGAUGGAAAGAAAGGCAAAUGAACUGGACUUCAGGACUUUUGCCGACAACACGCUUCCGUUGAGAUGCUUUUCCCAGAAACAUCUACGCGGUUUCGCUGUGGGCGGCCUCGGCCUUUCUCUGACAGCGGGGUGGUCUUAGACACAGCCGUGGAACUGGCAGCGUUUAAGGGAAUGCCACUUAGACCUCAGCCACGUCUUUAGGAUUUCUUCAUUCUUAAUUUCACAGCUACAACCUGCCGGUCACUUUGUCUCACAAGGAGAAUUCUCUGCCUGCCGUUUUCUGGCUGGAAAAAGAAAUCGGUUAUUCCUGAUCACCUUUCUCCCAGCUGGAGAAAGAAAUGUGGGUAGUUGUACGUGUUCUCCGGCAGAGGUGAAAACAGCUUGGGAACUGGCCUGGUUCUCACUGUUUUGCAUGCAGAAGGUCCUGGAUUCAAUUCCUCACAUCUUCGCAUAAAUGAUUGCAAAAUAAGUGCUGUGAAAGACUUCCGCUUGGGGCCCCGAAAACCCAGGCAGUGUCCCAUGGUUGUUGAGUCCCCCUCCCAAAUCAAUCCAUCUUUAUUUGUUGCAAUCAAAGAUCAGUUGAGAUUGACACACAGGGAAAGAGCCACCAGUGCAUCUGCAUAGAAUAAAAUUUCAGAGCCAUAUAGUAAGUUGGUUUAACCGCAAA